GGGGGGAAGAUCUGUGUACCUACGGCAGGGAGGGCUCCUGAUCUCACCACCUGCCUCGUGCUGUUGCAGGCUGGGAUUGACGGUGAUGAGCAACACACGUGUGCCAAGUCCAUCCUGUUGGAGAUGGGGGAGUUCUUCCAGAUCCAGGACGAUUACCUGGAUUGUUACGGAGACCCUGGGGUCACUGGGAAGAUUGGGACUGACAUCGAGGAUAAUAAAUGCAGCUGGUUAGUGGUGCAGGCCCUGCAGAGGGUCAGCACUGAGCAACGCCACAUCCUGGAGGUGAACUAUGGGCAGAGUGACCCAGGGAAGACAGCCCGGGUGAAGGCCUUGUACAAUGAGCUGAAUCUCCGAGGGGCCUACACGCAGUACGAGGAACAGAGCUACCAGCGGCUGAGGGAGCUCAUCACCCAACACUCCAUCACACUGCCCCAGGACGUCUUCCUGCAGUUUGCACAGAAAAUCUACAAGAGAGAGAAAUAGAUUCACCCAGGGGGUGGGGUGGGGCGGGAAGGGGUGGGGCAUUCAUACCUGCCGGUUAGCUGUGCUCUCAGGAGGGACAGCUCCAUUUUCAGCUCUCACUACAGACACUCUGGGGGAGUGGAAACCCCCAGGAGGGUUUGGUAGGUGGGGACAGUGUAGAGGGAUCUUUACUCUGUAUCUAACCCCGUACUGUCCCUGUCCCUGGGAGGGUUUG
Chiloscyllium plagiosum (whitespotted bambooshark) is the source of this 697-nucleotide messenger RNA. NCBI's taxonomy places the organism in Eukaryota, Metazoa, Chordata, Chondrichthyes, Orectolobiformes, Hemiscylliidae. The record is from RefSeq and is a predicted model, not a curated record.